Messenger RNA from Jatropha curcas, 1077 nucleotides. RefSeq names its product desmethyl-deoxy-podophyllotoxin synthase. Lineage: Eukaryota; Viridiplantae; Streptophyta; Magnoliopsida; Malpighiales; Euphorbiaceae. Gene Ontology annotation, molecular function: oxidoreductase activity, acting on paired donors, with incorporation or reduction of molecular oxygen; iron ion binding; monooxygenase activity. The record is from RefSeq and is a predicted model, not a curated record.
UUAAUAUAAUAUAUGAUUAGAAUUAAAAUACGUUACCGUACUAUCCUAUAAAUAUGGAUGAUGAACAUUUUGCAGCAAUUCAUCAAUCCAUAUCAAUACCUAGGGCAUUUUCAUCAUGGAAAGCCAAUUCCUUUCUUUUCCAUUCCUUUUCACCUUCCUAGUACUUCUCUUGACGGUAUUAAGAUUAUGGAAAAAAUCCAGAAAAAACUCAGCUCCAAAUCUACCACCAGGGCCACAGAAAUUGCCUAUAGUGGGCAGCAUGCAUCAUUUAUCUGGCUCCUCGUUACCCCAUGUCCGUCUGAGAGACUUGGCCAAAGAGCAUGGGCCUAUUAUGCACCUUCAGCUCGGCGAAGUCACGAACAUUGUUGUUUCUUCGCCUGAAACUGCUAAAGCAGUUAUGAAAACCCAUGAUCACAUUUUUGCUCAAAGACCCUUUCUGCUUGCAGCAAAUAUAAUGGCUUAUAAUUCAACGGAUCUUGCCUUUGCGCCCUACGGAGAUUAUUGGAGACAAAUGCGAAAAAUCUGCACCCAAGAAAUGCUGUCUAAUAAACGAGUGCAGUCAUUCGGAUUAAUAAGAGAAGAAGAAGUAUCAAAAUUAAUUACAGAACUUUCUUCCCGUGCAGGGUCAACAGUCAACUUUAGCAAAAUGUUCAAUUCUGUGACUUACAAUAUCAUUCAAAGAGUAGCUAUUGGCAAGCUGUGGAACGGAGAAGAAGUAGUCAUUCCAGCUAUCAAGAAAUUGAUAGAAGCUGCCGGAGGUUUUAGUCUUUCUGAUGUAUACCCUUCAAUCAAAUUGCUUCAUAAAAUUAGCACUACGAGGUUUAAACUACAGAGAGCUCAUAAAGAAGCAGAUCGGGUAUUCCAGAAUAUUAUUGAUGAACACAGGGCUAGAAGGGCAUCAAGAGCUAAAUCUGGUGCAAAGAAUGAAGAAGAAGAUCUAAUAGAUGUCCUUUUGCAAGCUCAGUCUAAAGAAGACCUUGAACACCCUAUAACAGAUGACAACAUAAAAGCUGUUAUCCUGGACGUCUUGUCUGGUGGUAGUGACACAAUCAGCUAACACUGUUAGUAUGGGUGAUG